UAUGUUUCAAUAAAAAAAUUAAUGAUCUGAUGUAUAUGUCUAUGUUUGUACUAUAUUUGCGUCUUCAUUAUGUCCUAAAUAUAUCACCUUGCUACCUGUUUGCUGAUAAAUAUUGCUGAUAAAUACGUCCAAAUAAGAUCCAUUUAUGACGUCAAAAUACGGUUCUUCUAUGACGUCAAAAAACGGCCCUUGCAUGACGUCAAUAUUUUGGGACAUUCGAUCGUCUUUUGGACGUCAUAACGACGUCAAUCCCUGACGUCAAGUUUAGUCAGCAAAUAACUAAUUUUCGACGUCAUAAUGACGUCUGUUUGCUACCUGGGUAGUAUCAAGUAAUUACAAGUACAAUACAAGAAUAUAAUAACUGGUAUAAAUAUUUUCAUAUCAUAUCUGAAGAACAGUCGGAUACAAUAGAAAUAGAAGAAUACAGUAUGGAAUGGAAUUAUGCUGCAAAGGAUAAACCGAAUUCGUUGAAAAGGAAAUCAAUGGGGCAUGAAGAAGUGGAUGUUCCUUUGCAUCACAUCAAAAGACUGAAGGACAUCAACGUGAACAAAGUGUCCAAACAUGCGGAAGAAGCAAAAUUUGUAAUAGAAGUUGCAAUGGAAACAAUAGAAGAUAAGCAAAACGAAAUAAGAAAGUUGAAAUCGUACGUAAAUACCCAAAGACGACGAUUGCAGAGUUUGAUUGAAUUAAAUAAACAUUUGCAUGAUAAUAAUUUAAUUUCCGAUACAGUUCAGAAAAAUCUUGACGUAAGUAUUUGAUACUUUAAACUUACUUUUAACUUGUAAUUCGGGGAACGAAUUCGGCCGCUUACGCAAGCACGCACGAAGGCUUCUUUGUAACCCGUUCUUAUAUUUCACAUGGUCUUAAAUACAUGUUUAAGAACAUUGUAGCCAAUAAAACGAUCCGUACAGAUGCUGUAUAAAUCAUUAUAUUGGCUACGAAGUAUUUCAAGGGGUAUUUAAAACGAUAUUGAAAUAUAAGAAUUGACUUGGAACAAACUUUAGUGCGCACUCGAUGUGCAUUAGUGCAAGCGAUCGAAUUCGCUAUUAGAAAUGCUACAAUUUCGUUUAUAUUACAGUAAUGUGCAACGUAUCGUUUUACACAAGUAAUUAUCAUUAAUUACAUUCUACAAUCGUGCUAAAUGAACAAUUCACUACAGUAUGUUGAUUGUGAAGAUGGAAAACUGAUGAUAUGUCUAUGAUAAAUGCACAAAUCGAGUUGUAUCUAUACAACAACAUCAUGAUUGAAAUUGAAACAACUGUGUUUAUGCAGCUGUAAAAA
Harpegnathos saltator (Jerdon's jumping ant) is the source of this 1281-nucleotide messenger RNA. RefSeq lists its product as hypothetical. The transcript has 2 exons. NCBI's taxonomy places the organism in Eukaryota, Metazoa, Arthropoda, Insecta, Hymenoptera, Formicidae. The coding region runs from base 429 to 758 and encodes 109 amino acids. The record is from RefSeq and is a predicted model, not a curated record.